GGCGACUCAAGUCUAGCCAUCCCACUCCUUUGUAAGCUCGUGGCCAGCAUACAUUCACACCAUCGCACACCCAUACACUCACCUCCGCAUAUACCAUCAUCACCCCUCAUGGCUCCGGUAGCAGCAUCCCACGCUGCUGACAAGGCCACCCACGCCGCCAAUGCAGCCUCGUCGCAGGCCCACACCGCUGCAUCGCGCCUCUCACGGUGGGUGGAGGACAACAAGAAUCUCGCCGUCGCCCUAGGAAUCGGUACAGUGGUGGCUGCAGGAGGAGGUGCCUACUACUACUUUGGAACACAGAGCAGCAAGUCUAGCAGGAGACCAAAGUCUCCGCCUUCUUCGAGGGUCGGCGACGAUGGAGAGAAGAAGUCUGCCGCGGAGGACACAAAGGAGGCAGAGUCGGGGACUUCGGCCGCUGCCGCUAGUGCUGCGAAGAGCAAGAAGAAGAAGAAGGGCAAAAAGACGACCGGUGGAGGACCUUCCAUAGAUGAAGGCUUGAAGAGCAGAGAUGGUCCUCUGUUGGAAGAGGCAUCGGACGAGUCUCUCUUCGCUCUCUCUCCGGAAGAGAUUGCAAAGCUACCACAGGAGCGCCGUGUGCCGCUUGCUCAAGCUCUCAAAGCCCAGGGUAACAAAGCAUACUCCUCCCGCAACUUCCAAGAAGCCAUUACCCUCUACACCAAGGCCAUUGCCGCUCAGCCGCUAGCUGUCUUCUUCUCAAAUCGCGCCGCUUGCUACUCCAAUCUCGGCAAGCAUCGCGACGUCAUCUCCGACUGCAACUCUGCCCUUGAGACAGAUCCAGCAUACGUCAAGGCAUUGAACCGUAGGGCGAAUGCACAGGAGCAGAUUGGUCAGGAUGCCGAUGGCGACAAACCAGGCAAGGAACUCGAAGAGAAGAAGGACCUUCUGUAUCAAAGUCUGUGUGACUUCACCGCUGUAGCUAUCCUGGGCGGCUUCUCAGACACAGGAGCCACAGAGAGCGUGGAAAGGGUGUUGAAGAAGCUGGCUGCUGUCAAGGCACGAGAAGUGCUGAGGACAAGAGAGCCAAAGCUGCCAUCGCCUACCUUUGUGACCGCUUACCUGGAGGCCUUCCGCAAGAAGCCGAUGCCCACUUUGCCAGAGAAUGCUUCGCAGGCAGACCAGACCCUCCUGCUUGCCUUCGAGGCUCUGGAAGCUCGCAACUACCCCCACGCCUCGUCUUUGUUCAACGAGGCAGUAGAGCAGGGACCUAGCACUGACGAGCUCAAGUCGCUCGCAUACAACAUGCGUGGUACCUUCCGCUUUAUCAUCGGUCAGGCUACCGAGGCCCUCGAGGAUUUGAACAACGCCACCGAUCUGCAGCCCAGCUACGUACAGAGCUGGGUGAAGAAGGCUUCAGUCCACAUGGAGCUUGGAGACAAGGAUGAAGCCUUUGCAGACUUCGACAAGGCUGUCAAGGCCAACUCGGAAGACCCUGACAUCUUCUAUCACCGAGGUCAGGUUCACUUCAUCCUCGGUCAAUACACUGACGCAAUGGCCGACUAUGACAAGUCGACGAGUCUGGACAGCAGCUUUAUCUUCUCUCAAGUACAGCACGCCGUUGCACAGUACAAGCUGGGCAACAUCACCCAGUCCACCAGCGCUUUCAGAAGUCUCCUGCAGCGCUUCGGCGACUCUUCGGAGGCCUUCAACUACUAUGGUGAGCUGCUGCUGGACCAGCAAAAGUUCGAGGACGCAAUGCGGAACUUUGACCGAGCCAUUGAGAUUGAGGCGGCCAAGGAUCGCUCGCGCAACGUCUUGCCAAUGAUCAACAAGGCUCUUGCCCUCUUCCAGUGGAAGCAAGACAUGGCAGCUGCCGAGAGACUCUGCCGGGAAGCUCUCAACACCGAUGAGGACUGCGAUGUUGCUGUAGCUACGCUGGCUCAGCUGAGCUUGCAGCAGGGUAAGCUGCCAGAGGCAAUUGAGUGGUUUAGGAGGAGCGCACAGAUCGCUAGGACGGAGCCGGAGUUGAACAACGCGAUUACCUACGAGAAUGCUUCGUUGGCGCAGCUGCAAUUCAUCAAGAACUUCCCCGAGCAAGGUGCUGCCCUCUCGGCCAUGGCAGGUGGCGGUCUAGCAUGAUACAGACCCUGCCUCCUCAAUCAAGUCCUCUAUCCCUGCCUUGCCAUGCCCUGUCUCCUUUGCAAUCCACGCCUCAUCUAGCUUCACCACUCGUGCCUGUUCUGACGGAACUAGUCGCGUCCAGCGCUCCUAUCCAACCUCGUACUCCUACCCGCACUCGCACUCUUAUCAUGUAGUCUUGUACGCCCUGUCCCUCCUCAUUCAUCUCUGCUCUUCCUCCUUCUCCUCCUCCUCCUCCUUCUUCUAGUCGCAAUCGCGAUCGAGGUCGCGUUCAUCUCUGCAAUGAAAAGAAACGAAGUAAAGCAAAGGCAAAGUGCUCUGGUGUGAUGCCGUCUGGACAGCAUCUGCUUCGCAAGAGCAAGAUGGGGAAGGAAAAGGGGGGAAGCUCAGAGUGACUUGGGUGAU
Messenger RNA from Microstroma glucosiphilum, 2502 nucleotides. Its product is annotated as TPR-like protein. Gene Ontology annotation, molecular function: protein binding. The transcript is spliced from 3 exons. Bases 109 to 2097 code for a protein of 662 amino acids. NCBI's taxonomy places the organism in Eukaryota, Fungi, Basidiomycota, Exobasidiomycetes, Microstromatales, Microstromataceae. The record is from RefSeq and is a predicted model, not a curated record.